Molecule: messenger RNA, 4223 nt
Organism: Drosophila willistoni
Lineage: Eukaryota; Metazoa; Arthropoda; Insecta; Diptera; Drosophilidae
Product: mucin-5AC
Exons: 9
Coding region: 220-3285 (1021 amino acids)
Cellular component (GO): plasma membrane; cytoplasm
Source: RefSeq, a predicted model, not a curated record
GCCAUCGAUGGUUUUCCCAGCUCUAUCGAGCAAUUCUUGCGUGUGGUUGUUGUUGUUUUCAAGUUAUUUUAUCAAAAUAAUUCGGGCCUGUGCUGAGAUGUGAAAUUUAUGCAAGGGCGAUGCAAAUUCAGCAGUUCGCCCCUGCCUCAUCAUAUCAGAUAUAGAAACCAGAGACAGUCUGGGUGGUGGUGGUUGAAAUAAAGAAGAGGGGGAAGUGGAAUGGCAGCAGCCACAGCAGCACCUACACCUGCAGCACCUGAAAGCGCAAAUGCACCUGCCGUUGGGUCCCUGGCAGUGGGCGCGCAAUUCCGUGAAAUACACAAGAACACUUGGCUGAAACGACUUACAGCAGAUGGAAAAAAAUUAACAGUCGGACCCAAGAAAUCAGAAUGCAGCUGGGUAGUUUUCUGUGUACACGAUGACACGGAGGCCCUACUUGAAGGUUAUGCCGAGCCAAGGCAGGCAGCGGCCCAUAUGCCCGAGUGGGCGGUUUCGUUGCGGGAAACAUUGCACAUUUCGCACGCUUUGAUUCCCAAUUCGCAUGAGUUUGAAUUUGUUGUAACGCUUAGCAAUGAGGUCUUGCGAUUUCAUGCCGUGUCUUGGGAAAUUAUGCAAGAAUGGGUGGAAACAUUGAGGUCCAAGCUGCGCGAAAUGAAAAUUCUCUCGCCGCGCGAAAACCUCUACACAAAGUUACCUGAAGUACGUGCUCCAUUGUUGCCAACAAGAGAUCCAACAUCACCAUUGCCAGCUCCGCCGCCUGUGCCCGCAGCCAUGGUGCCAGGAGUGGAGCGGGUUGUAACCACAACAACUCCGGCCACAGCCGCCAUUCCAGCUCUAGCAGUGGCUCCAGCUGCAACAGUGACACCACCUUCAGCCGUAACUUCACAUUCAACAUCAAACUCAGCAGCUCCAGUAGCGCCUCCACCCACAACAGCCAUGUCAAAUACACUAAGCCAAAACCUACUCAAUUUGCUAUCGGACCCAAUAAGUACAUAUAGUGAACAAAUAAGCGAGACAACCACAUCGCCAGUACCUAGCGAUCCAGCUGUCGUUGAAUAUCAUGGCAUUACGGGAGGAAGCAUUAGCAACGACGACGACGAUGUCAAUCUAUCCGAUGAUGAGUUUCUAUCUCCUUUACUCCGAAAGGCGUGCAUAGCAACCGACAAUGGGGUUCGCGUAGACGUAGUUGCUCAACGAGCCUCUGCCGAUCCAGUUUUAAACUUGGAACAUAUGCUUCAAUGUGAACGUCUCAUACCCAGGCCACAAACAUCACGUUCCAUGUCCGCCGGAGCGGCCGAUAAGAGCAGAAGGCCACCUCGAAGACAACAGCAGGCACAUGGAGGAACUACCUCAACAGCUGUGGAAGAACCACAGGAUAACAUCACAAUUAUACAGGUGUCGAAUGCGACAACAAAUGGUCAAUCCCAACCGCCCGAACUGCCGCCCAAAACCAAUAAUAUAGUCGCCGAUGUUUUUCGAUUUCCUGAGAUCAAUGUAAAGUCAAAGACAACAACGACGACGACGACGACGACUGGACAAUUGCAACAUACCGAUUACAAAAGCAACGUACAAAUCAUUCCGUCCAAUGCAAGUACCAUACAGGUGCUGGGCCAACAGCCCAGCAGUAGCAGUACCGCCAGCACCAGUAAUCCCUAUACUAUGCCAGUGAAACCAAAUGCUUCCAAUACAACAAACCUUCCACAAAUAUCCAAUACGAAUACAACAAAGGUGCAAGUACUAUGUGAAGGCCCGACCAACAGCGAUGUUGCCACCACAACGGUGGCCGUCUAUGGAACCUGCUAUCCCAUUGAAGCAGUCCAAGCUGGGCCAAGUUGUAGUACAGGGAUUGCCUCCGCUUCACCAGCAGCCAAGCCAAAGACGCCAAAGCUAAGCAAGAAGAUAAUACUCAGCGCCAACACGUCGGGCAUAACGAGCAUCAGUGUCAAUCAUGAGGAGAACACCGAUCCUGUAAUCACUGGGAAUGUACACUAUGAGAAAGUGUUUCUUUCGUCCAGCAUACCCAUUAGCAAUAGUAAUAGUCACACCAGGAGCCCAACAAGAUUGCUGGAGGCAGAACGUAGUUUGUCCAGCAGCGGUCCACCUCCAAUUGCCAGUAGUCCAGCAUUGCCGAGACGUCGCCUGGCUUCGCCCACCAAUGGACGACGAAUGCCACAGUUAAAUCGAGGCCUAACUGAGCUGGUAAUCAGUACGCGGCCAAGUCGAAGGGAUUUCCAUUAUCUUAAGUUACCCAAUACGCCCUUGAAAACAAAGACGACGACUACAACCUCUUCCUCAACGCAAAAAACAUCAAGUGCUGCCAACAACAAUAUCGAACAGCAAUCCACGCCACGUUCGGGCACUGGUGCUCCACUACCACGCAAUAAUCAUUCAAACACAGUUCCAGAUUCGGAAAGCAGUGUGGAUCAGCAACGCAGACGCAGCUCUUCAACAUCUGAUGCACAGGCUCCGCUUCAACGUGCCGCUGCCUCCGCCGCAGUAUCAACACAGCAGCAUCAAAGCAGCCAACGUAGUGCCAACAAUAAUGAUUGUGGUGGAAAUGUAUUUCGAAUGCAAUCGCCUCCACAGGUGGCUGCAUCAGCAGCACCUUCAAAUCAGGCGCAAUCUUCUCCAAGUAAACGACUAACAUUACGCGAACAACAGGUCAUGCAAUUGAGGCGCGAGAUUAUGCAUCCUGGUGUGCGUUUAAAUUUGCGGCGUAAAGAUUGUGUCGGAUCUAUUGCCUGGGUUGAUGCAUUUGGUGGUGUUUGGAUUGCUGGGUGGAAACAAAAGGAGCAUCCAGUUCUUUACAAUGCCCUGCAUAUUGGUGACCAACUACUCUCGAUUGCCGGUGUAAGCAUUAGCAGUGCAGCAGAAGCCAACAAAAUCAUACGGAAUACUAAUACACUUUUUGUCGAGGUAUUGCUGCGACGGAUACCGUUUGGUCGCGCCUAUGCUAUACGUCGGGACCGGGAAGGUCAGUGUUUGGGUCUAAUACGAGAUGGAAAUACAUCGACCAUUGUCGAUGUGGUACCCAAUAGUUUAGCAGCUCGUCAUGGAUUGCCUCCCAAAACUCAAUCAUGUGAUGGCAGUACAUUGACAUUUUGGAUGCUCACCGAGAUUAAUGGACGAACGCUCAAUUUGUUCUUCAAGGAUAUGGAGAUACGUGAUCGUCUUAAUUCGGUGGGACGUGAUAUAUCGAUAUUGGUGCAACCUUCGGACUUGAUAACGAAAUUAAAAAAACAAUUGAAGUCAUUGCGUGGCUAUAAGGAUUAUCUGGUGCAGUAGUAAUAGUAAUCACUUCAAAAGUGAUAUAUACCGGGUGAACAAUUUAAUAUCUCAACUGUUAUAUGCUUGUGUUAUACUCGGUCUAUUUUUUGUAUAACUCUGGGGCCCAGUAAUCAUUCCAAAACCAUGUAAUUGCAUUUUAUUCAAAUUGAACAGACAUGCUACAUAGUCAACUCAUUUACAUACAUACAUAAAUGUAUAUGUAGAAACUUUUUGCUAUAUACAUACGAAACUAUAUAAUGAAUACUACUUCUUAAAGGUCUUAGGUGUAGCGUUGAGAAUUCAUAUAUACAAAAAACAAUGAAAACAAAAAUCCCUUUAUAUAUUUUUGCAAACUUUUAUAUAAACUCAUAUAUAUAUAUAUAUAUAUAUAUAUAUACCUUUAUAUUAUAUACAAUGAAUCUAAAAAGAUAUAUACAUACAUACUUACUAGCUGUCACUUGAUCCAAUAGCUAAAAAAUGUACACUUCGAAUAAUCGUGUUUUUCGAAAGAGAAAUUAUUGAGAAAUUUUACAAAAAGCAAUUAAUGAACAAGUAUUUUAAAAUAAUUUGAAUAUUUUAUUUUUCAAAACAAAACAAGAUUGUAAUCGUACACGUAUUAUACAACAAACUGUGCAACUUAGUAUCCUUAUGCAAUAUUAGAGUGCCUCUGAUUUUGUUUUUUAUAAAUGUUUCUCUUAUGAUUUUAUUUUUUUUUACCUUUUUUAAAUGAAACAAAAAGACAAUUAGAUAAAAAAGAAAAAAACACAAAUUGGAAACAUCUACGUAAUCUUUAGGAUGUGAUAAAAAUGAGUACUCAAAACUUUAGGCAAUUUUUAAAUGAACAUUUUUAAUUGUAAAUGCUUUUUGAUUUGUUUUAAUAUAAGUCUCCCAUGGGUAUAUUCCACCAUCUUAGGUAUAAGCAUAUAAUGAUCAUUAAAGCAAUUCCAUGUAAAUCA